Phanerochaete carnosa HHB-10118-sp is the source of this 2870-nucleotide messenger RNA. RefSeq lists its product as uncharacterized. Gene Ontology annotation, molecular function: ATP binding; protein kinase activity. NCBI's taxonomy places the organism in Eukaryota, Fungi, Basidiomycota, Agaricomycetes, Polyporales, Phanerochaetaceae. The coding region runs from base 1031 to 2092 and encodes 353 amino acids. Gene Ontology annotation, biological process: protein phosphorylation. The record is from RefSeq and is a predicted model, not a curated record. The transcript is spliced from 11 exons.
CACUUGCAGGUCCACAUCGAGUCGGAGUAUGGGCUCUCCAACACGUAGCAAUUACCGACGCCAUCUUUGCAGCUAUUACGACGGCGCUCGUGGCCAUAUGAAGCUCUUGUCGCUCCGCAUGCUGAAUCUCUCUUGGUCAAUCCAUGCACCAGUGACUCAUUGAACACAAACGGCUGCUCUUCGUGCAAAACUCUUCGACUGUUAUCAACAAGCGAUGCCUCAGGCUACCAACAGCGAAAGCGGAAUCUUGGAAGAUCAACAGGAGAUGGUCGCGGCCUCCCAGUGCGGAGUAGCAGCGUUAUAUGGCCAGAUGGAGCACGCGAAGGAGUGCGCAGGUUUACGGGUUCCGGAACUCGAGUCUGUUAUUCAGCGUUUCGUGGGACCUGCAGUAGGUUCUGGACUGGGGCUCGUGUAUCAGCAAACGGAAUCCAUCAUUGCAAGUUGCAUCUCGGACUUGGUAAGGAGCAACAGGUCCAUACUCGCAGUGAGCUCCGCAUACGAUCUAUUCCUGAAGCUGGAGCGACCGCUCGGAUUCACUACAAGUCGGGCCGUUCUAUUGGCCAAGGCAAUACCACGACGCUCGAAAUUGAUCGAACUUUCUUCCAAGCUGUCAUGCCGAGAUGCUAUCUGGCGAGCUCUUGAGGAAGAUGAUCGCUAUGUCCUCAUGAUGCUUCGACAGGCUGUAUUCUACGACAGAGGAGAGAUUAUGGAGCUUCGCGAGGACGACGCAGCUUCGUUCCUGACUCUUGUCGACUCGGUCUUGUACGCCAGUGGUUUUGGACGUGGUAUCUUCUCACGACAGAUCGAUUUUCCUGCACCGGAUGCGGAAAUACAGGCCUUCCGAGGUCAACUUCACCGCAUAAGCGUCAGACUGUCAAUGGCCUCCUUCCAGCUUCCGGAGGGCCUGUACCUCACAGGUGUCACCCUCAAAGACGCGAGACAGGUCACCGGAGGAUAUGCUGAUAUCCAUAGAGGCCAAUACCGGGCACGCCACGUGGCACUGAAGACGAUGCGCGUUUGCACGCGCCAGAUGUCCAAGUGCUUGAAGAUGUUCUGCCGCGAGAUCACAUUGCUACACAGUCUCAGCCAUCCGAACAUAUGCGAGCUUGUAGGUGUUGACCGCGAACUCUUCGGAGGACACUUUUGUCUCGUGACGGACUGGAUGCCGUAUGGAAACAUCAUGGACUUCAUUGAAGCGUACUUGUUUGUCCUCGACGAAAUCAAGCGGUUUGUGGUGGAGAUAGCUUCAGCUUUGGCAUACCUGCAUAGCAAGAAUGUCGUCCACGGAGACUUGCAUGUGAACAACAUCCUCAUUGACGCCACCCGCCAUGUUCGCCUCGCAGAUUUCGGACUGUCAGAUUUCUCGGAUGCAUCCUCUGCUAGCGUUAGUUCUGCGGCCACCGGCGCAGUGCGCUAUAUGGCGCCAGAGAUUUUGUCUCCGGAGGAUUACGCUCUCCAGCAUGUCCGUCAUACACCCCAAAGCGAUGUUCACUCAUUUGCAAUGUGUAUAUGGGCGAUUUUCAAUGGCGAUUCCCCCUUCCACAGCUGCCCGGCGUUUGCAGCCUCUAUGGCUAUAUGCCGUGGCAAGCGCCCAGCACGUGAUACAGCCCGCCAUGACCUCCCAGAACCACUCUGGGUUCUGCUGACGCGUUGCUGGCAGGACAAAGCGAGGGAUAGGCCUAGCUCGUCAGACCUCUAUCAUGAACUUUCUCACAUGUUCUCACCUCACUCUACGGCGGACGCCCACGGCAGAGCUUCAGCUACCAGCAGCGAACUGGCUGGACCAUCGCAUCCAUGCCGCGAGGCGAGCAACCCUGAGGAUGAGGCGGCCCCUAGCAGCCAGCCAGAGAGCGAUGACAGCACACUCGGCACGCGGACGACGCCCAAGUCUCGUCGCAUUUCGCACUUUGCCAAGACCAGUUUCGUUUCAAAGUCUCAGCCACCGCACACGUCACGAAGCCCCAUCAGCCCAGCGGCUAUGCUAAGCCCAGCGCCGCAGACGGUUCCCAACUUAGCGAGCGUCUACCCUGGUGCGGAGCGCCUUAUUCCCCAUGUGUCAGAGGUCCAUGACUCUACGAAUAUUGGUGCGUGACUAACGAAGCAUGCAUUACUUUCUAUCGUGAUGCUCAUAGACGAUACAACGUGCCUAGUGGCCCGAUUACGAGCCCUGGUCGGCCUCCAUUCUUCUUCCUGCCACCACCAUUCGGACAGACCUGGCGAGGUGCAUCAGUCUCUACAUGCAAAUAUUUCUCAACGAAUUGUCGACAAAGUGUUCGAGAUCUGGUACGCGCUGGCGGAUGGGGCCCGGUGCCAUCACAUUUUCCGACCUCGAGCUAGUCGGCCUACAGCCCGUGGCCGCGCGGGACUGGCAGGUCCACUUCCGGGUGCGCCAAACGGCACCUUUGGCAGCCUAGCCUAUACUAGCGGCUCCUGAACACUUGGACAUCCUCCCUUCCCGGUGUUGCCGUUCAGCUCUCUUGCUUCGCAUACACCUCGAGAUACCGAGCCGCCUGGACGCAAGGGUCUUAGUCUUGAGACCGUCCGGCGCUUCAGUGACCGCUCGCUGGACGAGCAUUUCGGGAUUUCGUUAUCAUCAUCCUCGCUUUCGCUGUCGCCGUCUUCGACUGAACUCUUCCGAGCAAACUUCGAAGCUGAACUUCGAGUCCCUGGGACUCGCGUAUCCAGAUAACUCGACCAUGCAGCCCCGAUGACUAUGGCUUGUCAUCGUCAUCAUCGUAUUCAUGGCUCCCGGUUCCAUUUGCGUUCCACUUAUCGUCCCACAAAUAUCGUUUGACAUAGCAAAAUCUACUAAAAUCUAGAUAUGUGUGUAUGUUAAAUUAAUGUCGUCACCACUCUAUGAUUCAUGUUAC